This is a messenger RNA of Lucilia sericata (common green bottle fly), 524 nucleotides long. RefSeq names its product general odorant-binding protein 56d-like. The transcript is spliced from 2 exons. The record is from RefSeq and is a predicted model, not a curated record. Gene Ontology annotation, biological process: sensory perception of smell. Bases 79 to 495 code for a protein of 138 amino acids. Gene Ontology annotation, molecular function: odorant binding. Lineage: Eukaryota; Metazoa; Arthropoda; Insecta; Diptera; Calliphoridae.
AGCUGUAUCUAGAAAUAUCAAAAACAGUAUUUUAUUACCCAUAAACUUGUGAAGAACAAACAAUUGCAUUUUUAAACAAUGAAAUUUUUAGUCGUCAUUGCAGUUUUAACAAUUGCCGCCGCCGGUGUAGUAAAUGCUCAAAGUCCUGUUCAAAUUCCAGAAGAACAAAAACAACGUAUACUUGAAUACGCUGCUGUGUGUGCCCAGGAAAAUUCUGUAGAUAAAAAUGCUAUACAAGCCUUGAAAACUGGUCAAUUUUCGAAUGCCGAUCAAAAUGCCAAAUGCUUCACCAACUGUUUCCUAGAAAAAGCUGGCCUUUUAGUCAAUGGCCAAGUCCAGAACGCUGUAAUAUCUGCUAAAUUGGGAGGUAUCUUUGGAGCUGAUAAAGUCAGCGCCGCCAUGGCCCAAUGUAAUGAUAUUAAGGGAGCCGAUAACUGUGAAACAGCAUUUGAGCUGUACAAGUGUUAUUUUAAAACUAAUGCUGCCCUUAUUUAAAUUACUAUUAAGUGACAAAUACAAUUGCA